Drosophila montana is the source of this 885-nucleotide messenger RNA. It is a transcript of the gene yip3, whose product is annotated as yippee interacting protein 3. Gene Ontology annotation, molecular function: endopeptidase activity. Lineage: Eukaryota; Metazoa; Arthropoda; Insecta; Diptera; Drosophilidae. The record is from RefSeq and is a predicted model, not a curated record. The coding region runs from base 164 to 763 and encodes 199 amino acids. Gene Ontology annotation, biological process: proteasomal protein catabolic process. Gene Ontology annotation, cellular component: proteasome core complex, beta-subunit complex; nucleus; proteasome core complex. The transcript has 4 exons.
CUCAGACUUAUCGAUAAAUGGCAAAUGCCCAGUAGCUUUUUGCAGCUGACAAAGUCGUUGAACACGUGCAAUAUACAAUAAUAAAAAUUGAUUGGUAUCAGCAAUUAAGUUCCAGUUUUGCAAGCUAUUUGGAUUUCUCUUGUUUGGGCGAUACCUACUCAAGAUGUCCAGUCCCAAGCCGAAGCCGGAGAAUAAGAAGAGCCAAACGCAGCCGAGCUCUGGCUUUGGCAGCGUCAUGGUUGGUGUCUUAUUUGACGACGGCAUUGUGCUGGCCAUUCACACAAUGGGUAAUCUUAUAUACUAUCUGGAUGAUCAUAUCUACUGUGGCGCCAGUAGCACAGGAUUUGAUCGAGAGUCGCUGAUGGAGGUUUCUACAAAACUGGAGAAUAUAGCGCGCAACAAUAGCAACAAGGGCGUAACAGUGGCCCAAGCGCUGGACCUAAUUGUCAAGCUGUACGAACAGGUGGAGACUGCAGAGCUGCUGCUGGCUGGCGAGGAUCCGAGUGGAUUGCAUUUGAUAGCACUAAAGUGUCCGGGCACCAGUGCGCGUGUCAAUUAUGCGGCUCUGGGACCAGGUUCGGCAGCGUCUUCCGAAUACCUCAAGAGUCAAUGGCGCCCGGAUAUGAAUCUGAGGCAGGCGGAACAGCUGGCACGCGCAGCGCUUUUAAUGGGUAAUAUGAGUAAAGUUGGAGUCGAUGUCUGCAUCAUAUUCAAGCGCUCGCCGGAGUCAGCAACUCGAGUGGAAGGCCAUGAUUCAUCAUAGCAAUCGAAGAAGUUGCAAUAUCAUAUCUAUCGAUUUGACUGAUUUUGCUUUACAAUUCUUAAAUGUUUAUUUUGUAGCAUAAAUAAAUUAAUUGUUGAUGCUCCCCAGCUGGCUCCAAAUAA